Messenger RNA from Penicillium subrubescens, 3765 nucleotides. Its product is annotated as DUF3433 domain-containing protein. Lineage: Eukaryota; Fungi; Ascomycota; Eurotiomycetes; Eurotiales; Aspergillaceae. The record is from RefSeq and is a predicted model, not a curated record. Bases 1 to 3765 code for a protein of 1254 amino acids. The transcript is spliced from 3 exons.
AUGUCCGCCGAUGGACCCGAGGCGCCGCGGGGGUUCUGCGCUCAAUUGGCCGCGUUCAUCGCACCAUUCGUCGCACCCUUCGUCGCUCCUCGACGUCGAGGCUGGCGUCCGCUAGCUUUGCGCCCGCCCUACCUCAUCUCCCUCGUCUCCCUUCUGCUGUUCAUGUUCCUGGCCCUCGAGGCUCUACGACAAUAUAGCCAUCGCAGAGGCGGUUUGGUCUUCUUCAGUGAUACCGACGAGGUCUCCGCCCUGCAGUCAUUCGCCUAUAACUAUGUGCCUAUUAUCGUUGCCCUCGUGCUAGUUAUGGUCUGGACGGUCACCGACUUCGAUGUUCUGCGCCUCGAGCCGUAUUUCCAACUCUCCCUACCCCAAGGUGCGCCCGCCACGGUUCUGUUCAUCAACUACAAUUUCGGUCAGACGAUCUUAACUCCCAUCAAUGCGGCCCGCCGUCGGCACUGGGUAGUCCUAUGGGUCUCGCUGUUGACACUCUCGAUUCGCAUGAUUCUGCCGGCCCUGCAAAGUACAGUAUUCGAACUACGUGAAGUCACUGUGAGGAACAAAGUCUCGAUGAAAAGCUGGCCGGACCUGGCGAACCUCGAAAUGCAAGCAACGUGGAUGUCGACCCAGGCCAACAACACCGUGGAUUCGAUUCUGUCAGCAGACGAGCAAGCGCGCCGAUCGCGGUCAACGGAAUACGCCAUCGCUCCCGUGGAGAUUCCCGACAGCGCGCAUGAGGAGGAAGAUACGCUCUGGAAUCUGGAACAAGAAGUCUACUGGGCCCAGGUCACAUGUGAAAACAUGUCCCUCGACAACAAAUUGUCUGUCACGAUCAGCACACCGGACCAGGGAUAUCCCACCGUGUCGUGGAACGCCUCUGGCAUUGAUCUCAAUGAUGCCUAUGGCCAUUCCACUUCGUGCAAGCUGGAUUUUGCCUACGACAGCGUCUUCUUUCCCGCCACGGAUUAUCUUCAAGUUCGCUACUGGGAACCCGUCAUCAGCACUGCCGCCGAAUCCGUAUAUCGAAAUCAAUCCCGGGCGUUCAAUGUCACCGGAUGUGACCCCUACGAUCUAUAUGGUAUGCUCAUCGCCGUUAACGCAACCGAGCCCGAGUCCGAUUCCGCGUCCUCGAAUGAUACUUCGUACGCAGCAUCCGGGGUUGCCUUUGCCUGCGACAUUACAUACCACAAGGCCCAAGCCCGUGUCUCCAUGCAUUCCAACAGUUCCAUUGAAAGUCUUCACAUCAAAUCCGCCACGACCCAAACUCUGACCAGCUCAGAGUUCAACAUCGACCACUUCCAAGCCCUCCUCUCCCAACGGGCCCCUUAUACCAGCGAUAUGCUCUUCAUUCGCGACAAUGCCACCACCGGGGGUCGCACCGUGACAGAACUGCCCGUGAUCAGCCAGGAACUCGGCGAGCUCCAACCGCUCCUCGUCCUGGACACGUCAACUUUGAUGACCGAGACCGAGUUUGAAUCAAAGAUCACGCGAGAUGUGGAACAAACCUUUGUCCUCACCCUGGGCAGACUGUUUGAUCCCGACGUUCAUCCCACCAUUGUUUCAGCGACUCGAGUCUCCAACCAAGUUGCCAUUGCCGUGGUGGAAUUCGCUGCCCUUUGGUCCGAACUUAUCUUGGCAUUGGCCACUUUGACCGCUAUCUAUCUACUCUUCCUAUACCGCUCACGCGAAACAUUCCUCCAGAGUGACCCUGGCUCCAUCGGCGCCAUGUGCAGUAUCGCGGCGGAUAUUUUUCAUCCCUCCAAUGUCCUGGCCGAACCUCAUGUGGAGUUUCACCAAUUCUCCACUCGCCAGAUGCGUCGUAUAUUCAAGAAGGCUCGCUGUUAUUGGCGUUCUGAUGCGUCUGGCAACAGACUGGAGAUUCUCGCCGAGGAUGGCUCGCCAGUGCAACUCGGAGAGGAUUUACGCGUUCAUGCCGACCCGAUGCCUCACUUCUUGCUCAUACCAUUCUUCAUUGUCGAAUUUCUCGCCCUGGCAGGGGUCAUCAUCUUGAUGGCGCUUGUGGUCUCUUCGCUUGCCCGAGAUGGCAAAUUCAAACAUCUGACGCAAAACGAUUCCACGUCUUUUCAGGUCGUUCUCUCCGUCUUGCCCUCUGUUGUGGCAUCCUCUGUCGGCUCCUUAUGCACGUCCAUCCACCGGAAUCUCAGUGUACUCGAGCCUUGGGUCCAUCUUCAACGAGGAAAGGCUUCCGCGAAACUCUCCCUGUCGCUCAACUAUUCCUCCCAGAGCCCAUUGGUAGUCCUGUUGAAAGCGAUUCGCGACCGACAUCUCUUGCUCGGCCUGGUUUCCUUCGCAUGUUUUGUGAAUAUGGUUCUUACGGUCGUGGCGGGUGGAUUGUUCACUCAGGAGCUGACAUCGUCCACUCUAUCGACGCAAGAUUUGACCGCCAACUACAGCCACUCCGUAUUUUGGCGAACUGACUUUGCGGCGGAGUUCACCGAGUAUGACUUGAUUCAGACAAGCAUCACCAGUGGGGUUCCUAUGCUGUCUUGGACGAGCCCAAACCAGUCAUUCAUCCCGCUUCAUAUCCACAACCGUAACUCGGAUGUGAUGUAUGGCGCAACCACCCUCGGCGUCGGGUCCCACUUGCAAUGCUCCCAGCUCUCCCCAGCCAGUGGUCUGCAGUAUAACACAACCGCUGGUCGUCAAUACUGGCGGUAUACCAUGUUUGACAAUUCAUCCCAAGAGUGUUUUGCUGCCAUGCCUACACCGAAGAAUAAGAAUGAAGGAAUUGCUCUGUCCAUUCAAUUUCUCUCUGCUAGUGAUACGAAUCACUCAGACAUCUGUCAGACCUCGAGUGUUGUGGUGGUUGGCCGCUGGAAUUACAUGGCUGACACGGCAAUUACGGAUAGCAACACGAUCGCCUUACAUUGCGAACCACACGUUCAGCUGCAAAACUACUCAGUCUCGUUUGACCAAAAGGGUCAGAUCCAGGACCAUGAUCCCAUUGCAAAUACAUCCAUCACCACAGGUGAAAUGUAUGAGAAUGCGACCGUGAGUUUGGGACAGUUCAACAAAGUAUUUGUCGCUAUUCCCGAGAGUUAUGUGGGGAACACCACCGCUCAAAAUGGGACUUAUAACAUUUCUUCCUACGACUGGGCUGGGUUUCUUGUGGCACGCUUGUACGAGCGGGACGAUCCGGAUUUCGAUUCUCUUGAUAUUGAUCGGUUUACAGACCUCACUCAGGUCGUCUACCAGUGGGUCUAUGCCACUUAUUUCUCCAUAUGGCAUGAUAUCUACCUCCAGCCACUGGAACACCCGCAUACUGCGACCAAUGCCACUGUAAUCCGGAGUACCUGGGGCAUGGUGCCAUCAGUGCCAUCACUUGCCAUUGCUUUGAUCAUCAUCGCCUUUGACACGCUAGUCGUCUUGGUGGUCUUUGGCACUCGUCACGGCCGGUUCCGAGGCCCACGAAUGCCACGGUCCAUUGGCGCGAUCAUCCCCUGGAUUGCACACAGCCGCAUGCUCGGCGACUUCAGCGACACUCACAAGUGGACCAACACUCAGCGCCGUGACCACCUGUCAACCUUGGACAAACGGUACACCUUCCGACAAUUCAUGGGCCCUGAUGGUCGUUGGCGCUUCGCAGUAGAUGAAGAGCCCCCGGACGUCAAAGUACCACCACAAUCACCACCAUUCGAAAACCCGCAGCCCGAUCCGUCCCAAGAGGAAUCCGAUUCAGAAGCGGGUAAAACGACGUCCAUCCAACUGCAAGAGUUACCAAACCAGCAGUCCCGGGCGCGAAACUAA